CUCGGGGGGCGCGCGGCUGCAGCGGCGGCGGCGCCGCGCGUGAGGGGCCUCCUCAGGCCGAGCGGGCGCGGCGAGCGGCCGGGCUAGCGCAGCCAACAUGUCGGAUACCAAGGUAAAAGUUGCCGUCCGGGUCCGGCCCAUGAACCGACGAGAACUGGAACUGAACACCAAGUGCGUGGUGGAGAUGGAAGGGAAUCAAACGGUCCUGCACCCUCCUCCUGCUAACACCAAACAGGGAGAAAGGAAACCUCCCAAGGUAUUUGCCUUUGAUUAUUGCUUUUGGUCCAUGGAUGAAUCUAACACUACAAAAUAUGCUGGUCAAGAAGUGGUUUUCAAGUGCCUUGGGGAAGGAAUUCUUGAAAAAGCCUUUCAGGGGUAUAAUGCGUGUAUUUUUGCAUAUGGACAGACAGGUUCAGGAAAAUCCUUUUCCAUGAUGGGCCAUGCUGAGCAGCUGGGCCUUAUUCCAAGGCUCUGCUGUGCUUUAUUUAAAAGGAUCUCUUUGGAGCAAAAUGAGUCACAGACCUUUAAAGUCGAAGUGUCCUAUAUGGAAAUUUAUAAUGAGAAAGUUCGGGAUCUUUUAGACCCCAAAGGGAGUAGACAGUCUCUUAAAGUUCGAGAACAUAAAGUUUUGGGACCAUAUGUAGAUGGUUUAUCUCAACUAGCUGUCACUAGUUUUGAGGAUAUUGAGUCAUUGAUGUCUGAGGGAAAUAAGUCUCGAACGGUAGCUGCUACCAACAUGAACGAAGAAAGCAGCCGCUCCCAUGCUGUGUUCAACAUCAUAAUCACACAGACACUGUAUGACCUGCAGUCUGGGAACUCCGGGGAGAAGGUCCAGAAGGUCAGCUUGGUAGACCUGGCGGGUAGCGAAAGAGUAUCUAAAACAGGAGCUGCAGGAGAGCGACUGAAAGAAGGCAGCAACAUUAACAAAUCUCUUACAACCUUGGGGUUGGUUAUAUCAUCACUGGCUGACCAGGCAGCUGGCAAGGGUAAAAACAAAUUUGUGCCUUACCGAGAUUCAGUCCUCACUUGGCUGCUUAAGGACAAUUUGGGGGGCAACAGCCAAACCUCUAUGAUAGCCACAAUCAGCCCAGCCGCAGACAACUAUGAAGAGACCCUCUCCACAUUAAGAUAUGCAGACCGAGCAAAAAGGAUUGUGAACCAUGCUGUUGUGAAUGAGGACCCCAACGCAAAAGUGAUCCGAGAACUGCGGGAGGAAGUCGAGAAACUGAGAGAGCAGCUCUCUCAGGCAGAGGCCAUGAAGGCCCCAGAACUGAAAGAGAAGCUCGAAGAGUCUGAAAAGCUGAUAAAAGAACUAACAGUGACUUGGGAAGAGAAGCUGAGGAAAACAGAAGAGAUCGCACAGGAAAGACAACGACAACUUGAAAGCAUGGGGAUUUCCCUGGAGAUGUCUGGUAUCAAGGUGGGGGAUGACAAAUGCUACUUAGUCAAUCUGAAUGCAGACCCUGCUCUUAACGAACUUCUGGUUUAUUAUCUAAAGGAUCACACCAGGGUGGGUGCAGAUACCUCUCAAGAUAUCCAGCUUUUUGGCAUAGGAAUUCAGCCUGAGCACUGUGAGAUUGACAUUGCGUCUGAUGGAGAUGUCACUCUUACUCCAAAAGAAAAUGCAAGGUCCUGUGUGAACGGCACCCUUGUGUGCAGUACCACCCAGCUGUGGCAUGGUGACCGAAUCCUAUGGGGAAAUAAUCACUUUUUUAGAAUAAACUUACCUAAGAGGAAACGUCGAGAUUGGUUGAAAGACUUUGAAAAAGAAACGGGUCCGCCGGAGCAUGACCUGGAUGCAGCCAGUGAGGCUUCCUCUGAACCAGACUAUAACUAUGAAUUUGCACAGAUGGAAGUUAUCAUGAAAACUCUGAAUAGUAAUGACCCAGUUCAAAACGUGGUUCAGGUCCUGGAGAAGCAAUACCUAGAAGAAAAGAGAAGUGCCCUGGAGGAGCAGCGGCUCAUGUAUGAGCGGGAAUUGGAGCAACUCCGCCAGCAGCUCUCCCCCGACAGGCAGCCACCGAGCAGCGGCCCUGACCGCCUGGCCUACAGCAGCCAGACAGCACAGCAGAAGGUGACCCAGUGGGCAGAAGAGAGGGACGAACUCUUCCGACAAAGCCUGGCAAAACUGCGAGAGCAGCUGGUUAAAGCUAACACCUUGGUGAGGGAAGCAAACUUCUUGGCUGAGGAAAUGAGCAAACUCACUGAUUACCAAGUGACUCUUCAGAUCCCUGCUGCAAACCUCAGUGCCAAUAGGAAGAGAGGUGCAAUAGUGAGUGAGCCAGCUAUCCAAGUGAGGAGGAAAGGAAAGAGCACCCAAGUGUGGACCAUCGAGAAGCUGGAGAAUAAAUUAAUUGAUAUGAGAGACCUUUACCAAGAAUGGAAGGAAAAAGUUCCUGAGGCAAAGAGACUCUGCGGGAAACGAGGUGACCCUUUCUAUGAAGCCCAAGAGAAUCACAACCUCAUCGGGGUGGCGAAUGUGUUCUUGGAAUGCCUCUUCUGCGAUGUGAAACUCCAGUAUGCAGUCCCUAUCAUCAGCCAGCAGGGGGAGGUUGCAGGGCGUCUCCACGUGGAAGUGAUGCGUGUUACAGGAGCUGUUCCAGAGCGUGUGGUGGAGGAUGACUCUUCGGAGAAUUCCAGUGAAAGUGGGAGCCUUGAAGUUGUAGACAGCAGCGGGGAAAUCAUUCACCGAGUCAAAAAACUGACAUGUCGGGUAAAAAUUAAAGAAGCAACGGGACUGCCCUUGAACCUCUCAAAUUUCGUCUUCUGUCAAUAUACAUUCUGGGACCAGUGUGAGUCUACGGUGGCUGCCCCAGUGGUAGACCCCGAGGUGCCUUCACCACAGUCCAAGGACGCCCAGUACACAGUGACCUUCUCCCACUGUAAGGACUAUGUGGUGAAUGUAACGGAAGAAUUUCUGGAGUUCAUUUCAGAUGGAGCACUGGCCAUUGAAGUGUGGGGCCACCGGUGUGCUGGAAAUGGCACCUCCAUCUGGGAGGUUGAUUCUCUUCAUGCUAAGACAAGAACACUGCAUGACAGGUGGAAUGAAGUAACGCGAAGAAUAGAAAUGUGGAUCUCCAUAUUAGAAUUGAAUGAGUUAGGGGAGUAUGCUGCCGUGGAACUUCAUCAGGCAAAAGAUGUCAACACAGGAGGCAUCUUUCAACUUAGACAGGGUCAUUCCCGUAGAGUGCAAGUCACGGUGAAACCUGUGCAGCAUUCAGGGACACUGCCGCUUAUGGUUGAAGCCAUCCUGUCGGUAUCCAUCGGUUGUGUGACUGCCAGGUCCACCAAACUCCAGAGAGGGCUGGACAGUUACCAGAGAGAUGAUGAGGAUGGUGAUGAUAUGGAUAGUUAUCAGGAAGAAGACUUAAACUGCGUAAGGGAGAGGUGGUCAGAUGCACUCAUUAAACGACGAGAAUACUUGGAUGAACAGAUAAAAAAAGUCAGCAAUAAAACAGAGAAAACAGACGACGAUGUGGAGCGGGAAGCCCAGCUUGUGGAGCAGUGGGUAGGGCUGACCGAGGAAAGGAAUGCUGUACUGGUGCCGGCCCCAGGCAGUGGGAUUCCUGGGGCACCUGCCGACUGGAUCCCACCUCCUGGAAUGGAAACCCACAUACCAGUUCUUUUCCUCGAUUUGAAUGCGGAUGACCUCAGUGCCAAUGAGCAGCUUGUCGGCCCCCAUGCGUCCGGCGUGAACUCCAUUCUGCCCAAGGAGCAUGGCAGCCAAUUUUUCUACCUGCCCAUCAUAAAGCACAGUGAUGAUGAGGUUUCAGCCACAGCCUCUUGGGAUUCCUCGGUGCAUGAUUCUGUUCACUUGAAUAGGGUCACACCACAGAAUGAAAGGAUUUACCUAAUUGUGAAAACCACAGUUCAACUCAGCCACCCUGCUGCUAUGGAGUUAGUAUUACGAAAACGGAUUGCAGCCAAUAUUUACAACAAACAGAGUUUCACGCAGAGUUUGAAGAGGAGAAUAUCCCUGAAAAAUAUUUUUUAUUCCUGUGGUGUAACCUAUGAAAUAGUAUCCAAUAUACCAAAGGCAACUGAGGAGAUAGAAGACCGGGAAACGCUGGCUCUCCUGGCAGCAAGGAGUGAAAACGAAGGCACGUCAGAUGGGGAGACGUACAUUGAGAAGUACACUCGAGGCGUGCUGCAGGUGGAAAACAUUCUGAGUCUUGAACGGCUCCGGCAGGCAAGUAACGUCUCUUCCAGCCGACCAGACCUUUCUGGCUUUGAUGAAGAUGAUAAGGGUUGGCCAGAGAACCAGUUGGACAUGUCUGACUACAGCUCCAGUUACCAAGAUGUAGCAUGUUAUGGAACUUUACCCAGGGAUUCUCCUCGAAGGAAUAAAGAAGGCAGUGGUUGUACAUCAGAGACUCCUCAUGCCUUAACUGUCAGCCCUUUUAAAGCAUUCUCUCCUCAGCCGCCAAAGUUUUUCAAGCCCCUGAUGCCUGUAAAAGAGGAGCAUAAGAAAAGGAUAGCCCUUGAAGCACGGCCUCUUCUAAGCCAGGAGAGCAUGCCUCCACCUCAGGCACAUAACCCUGGCUGCAUUGUACCCUCAGGAAGCAAUGGCAGCAGCAUGCCAGUAGAACACAAUAGCAAACGUGAGAAGAAGAUUGACUCUGAGGAGGAAGAAAAUGAGCUGGAAGCUAUUAAUAGGAAGCUAAUAAGUUCACAGCCUUAUGUACCUGUGGAGUUUGCUGACUUCAGUGUUUACAAUGCCAGCUUGGAGAACAGGGAAUGGUUUUCCUCUAAAGUAGAUCUGUCAAACUCACGGGUCUUGGAGAAAGAAGUGUCCCGUAGCCCUACCACCAGCAGUAUUACCAGUGGCUACUUUUCCCACAGUGCCUCCAAUGCCACCCUGUCUGACAUGGUGGUCCCUUCUAGUGACAGCUCAGACCAGCUGGCCAUUCAGACAAAGGAUGCAGACUCCACCGAGCACUCCACACCAUCGCUUGUGCAUGAUUUCAGGCCAUCCUCAAACAAAGAGUUGACAGAAGUCGAAAAAGGCUUGGUAAAGGACAAGAUAAUUAUGGUGCCACUCAAGGAAAACAGUGCCUUAGUCAAAGGGAGCCCAUCAUCCCAGAGCAUCCCUGAGAAAAACUCCAAAUCACUGUGCAGGGCUGGCUCAUGUUCAGAACUAGAUGGCUCAGUUCAGAACUGCCCCAGCAAAAUUAGCCAGCCAGCCAGGGGAUUCUGCCCCAGGGAGGUGACGGUAGAACACACCACCAGCAUCCUUGAAGACCAUUCUUUCACAGAAUUUAUGGGAGUGUCAGAGGGAAAAGAUUUUGAUGGUUUGACAGAUUCUUCUGCUGGAGAGCUUUCCAGUAGGAGGAACCUACCAAAUAAAACAGGCAGCAAGACUGUCUCCGAUGGGCUCCACCACCCCAGCCAGCUGCAUUCCAAGUUAGAGAAUGACCAGGUAAUAAUUUCAGAGGCAGCCCUUUGGGUUAUGUGCUGUCGAUGAGUAUGUCUAACUGUAUGCCAACCCCAGAGGCCCUUCACCACAGCAACUUGGUAGGAAAUAUUCAUCCAGAUGUUUCUGACAGCAAAGAUGAGCCCACAAAGAAGCAGGCUCACUUCCUGCACAGCUGUCUCUGUCGGAGAGCAAGUCUGUUUUGGGAACUAGAAUGCAACUGUGAAAUUAUAGGACCAGUGGAUUUUCUUUACCUGGUAUAUGGGUUGGUAUUGAAUUAAGUGUUAAGAUGGAUAAGGAUCAAUCUCAUAUUCGUUCCCUGAGAUGUUUAGUUACCAGCUUUCCCAAAGUAUUCUGGUAGCAUCUACCAUAUUUCAUCAGAUCUGUGAUUCCUUUGAUUGUUAUAUGAUCCAUUAUUUUUUGUAUCAUUAAGAAAAAAUACUGCCAGGUAAACUUUAUCAUAUCAACA
Cercocebus atys (sooty mangabey) is the source of this 5882-nucleotide messenger RNA. It is a transcript of the gene KIF13A, whose product is annotated as kinesin family member 13A. Gene Ontology annotation, molecular function: ATP binding; microtubule motor activity; microtubule binding. Gene Ontology annotation, biological process: microtubule-based movement; regulation of protein localization. The record is from RefSeq and is a predicted model, not a curated record. NCBI's taxonomy places the organism in Eukaryota, Metazoa, Chordata, Mammalia, Primates, Cercopithecidae. Gene Ontology annotation, cellular component: adherens junction.